AUGUCCUCCUCCGAAAGCUCUUCUGGCAGUGCGCCUGUCCGUCCUGCUCCCUGGAAGUCUCUCGUUGCCGGCGGUGUAGCCGGCGGCGUUGAAGCCGCCAUCACCUACCCAUUCGAGUUCGCCAAAACCCGUCUCCAACUCGUCGACAAAUCCCAAGUCGGUUCGCGCAACCCUCUCACGCUCGUCAUCCGCGUCGCCAAAAAAGACGGCAUCUCGACGAUCUACACCGGCUGCUCGACAAUGGUCAUCGGCUGCACCGCCAAAGCGGCCGUGCGCUUCCUCGGCUUCGACUCGAUCAAGAAGCUGCUCGCGGACGAAGACGGCAAGCUUUCGGGGUCCAGAGGCGUGCUCGCUGGGUUUGGCGCGGGUAUUCUCGAGUCUGUCUUUGCGCUUACGCCGUUUGAGACUAUCAAGACCGCGCUGAUCGACGACGCGCAGCGCGCGAAACCCAGGUACCGCGGGUUCCUGCACGGAUCGUAUAUGAUCAUCAAAGAAGGCGGCGUCGGCGAAGUCUACAAGGGCCUAGUCCCCGUCACGCUGCGGCAGUCGUCCAACGCGGCCGUGCGCAUGGGCUCCUACUCUUUCCUCAAGCAAAAAGUGCAGGCGCUCGACGGCGGCGAUCCGAACAAGCCGCUGUCGGGAGCCAAGACGUUCCUUGUCGGCGCGAUCGCGGGCGUGAUUACCGUGUACACGACGAUGCCGUUCGACACGCUCAAGACGCGCAUGCAGUCGCUUGAGUCGAAGAAGGAGUAUCGUAGUACGCUGCACUGUGCGCAGAGACUGGUUAAGGAGGAAGGCGUGCUCACGUUCUGGAAGGGGACUACGCCGAGACUUGGGCGGCUGGUUUUGAGCGGUGGAAUCAUCUUUACGAUUUACGAGCAGAUCAUUGCUGUUUUAUAA
Messenger RNA from Myxozyma melibiosi, 900 nucleotides. Its product is annotated as mitochondrial carrier domain-containing protein. The transcript is spliced from 3 exons. NCBI's taxonomy places the organism in Eukaryota, Fungi, Ascomycota, Lipomycetes, Lipomycetales, Lipomycetaceae. Gene Ontology annotation, cellular component: mitochondrion. Gene Ontology annotation, biological process: mitochondrial citrate transmembrane transport. The record is from RefSeq and is a predicted model, not a curated record. The coding region runs from base 1 to 900 and encodes 299 amino acids. Gene Ontology annotation, molecular function: citrate secondary active transmembrane transporter activity.